AUGCUGGAUGCGAUAAUCUUUGGUAUAUGGGACUCUACUGUUGGAGUUGCAGUAUUUAUAAAUGACAACUUUCUCUGUAAUGAUUUACAGAUGAGAUGUGAGUGUGCUUUGACAAUGUUUGCCAAUCUGAGGUUUAUCUUCCUGCAAGUGUUACAGAGGAAAUGAUUGUGGUGACGUGUGAGAUACAGUAAGUGGUAUUUGUGUUGCUCUGUCAGUGUGUUUGAGUGAAGUUUUCAAUUACAUGCAUAGAUUCCUUGCGCUCUGAUGUUUAUUUACAUUCAGCACAAGUCUUAAACUUUUAUUUUCAUAUGAUUAACUUAAAAACUACAUUUAACAGCUAGACUUUUCCACAAAAUGAAGGAGCACUGUAAAUUACUAUCCAGAUCUCAAAGCAUUCACAUCAGUUUAUUCAAAUGCAAAUGCAGAGUUUGUGGAUCAGCGUGACUGGAAAUGGGAUUCAACUCUUUCUUUGUUGUUCUCUGCAAAGCCUUUGCGUUCCCAUGGGUACGAGGAACUACACGUCUGACGGUCCUCUUUUCAUGGGGUUCCCUGAUUACAGUCGAGUGUGUAAACUGUGGCAUGUGCCUGGGAUUAGGACAUUUCAUUGAGGAUUUGAGCAGCACCCUGAUGUUUAUAUGCUCCCGAGGAGAACUUCAUGGCCUGAUCUUCAACAGCACUGCAGUUCGCCGGGACGUGUUCAGUCUGUCGCCGAAAGAUGUUCCAGUUCAUCCGGAAACAGAUUCAUGAUCACCUCGUGGAGCGGAAAAUUAGGAAAACACGUCUCGUUACGAAGGACGGCCACUGCAACAUUAAAUUUGGGACUAAUGAACAUCACAACCAUUUUGCUUUCCUUCUGGACUUCUGGACUACGUUUGUCGAGAUUCGCUGGUGUUUCGUGAUCGUUUUAUUUGCGGCUGCCUUCACGGGAAGCUGGUUCGUUUUUGGAUUGUUUUGGUAUUUGCUGGCGAAAAGUAAUGGAGACUUGGAGGUUCUCCAGAACUCGUCUGGAUCUCAGCAGAUGAAGUGUAUAGAGAACAUUCACAGCCUCACGACCGCCUUCUUGUACUCUUUAGAGACCCAGACGACGAUCGGCUACGGCGGCCGGGCUCUCACGGGUCACUGCCCGGGCACGGUCGCCCUGUUGAUCAUCCAGUCCCUCAUGGGCGCCAUCAUAAACUGCUUCAUGUGUGGACUCAUUUUGGCAAAGAUCUCUCUCCCGAAGAGACGAGCAAAGACGGUGACCUUCAGCGAAACGGCAGUCAUUUGUCUCUGGAAGGGGAAACUGUGCCUCCAGAUACGAGUGGCCAACCUACGCAAAACUCUUCUGAUCGGCAGCCACAUUUAUGGAAAGCUUCUGCAGACCACCAUCACCCCGGAGGGGGAGACCAUCAUCCUGGAUCAGGUGAAUAUUGACUUUUUGGUGGAUGCGGGGAAGGACAAUCUGUUCUUCGUUUGCCCGCUUACUCUGUACCACGUGAUCGACAAAUCCAGCCCGUUUUCCGAGAUGGCCACGGACACUCUUCAGCAGCAGGACUUUGAGUUAGUGGUGUUCCUGGAGGGAACGGCCGAAUCCACCAGCUUGUCCUGUCAGGUGCGGACGUCCUACCUCCCGCGCGAGAUCAAGUGGGGCUACAGCUUCCUGCCCGUCAUCUCGCGCACCAAGGAUGGGAAAUACCGCGUCGACCUGUCCAACUUCUCCAAAACGGAAGCGGCGGCGACUCCGCACUGCGCCGGCUGUUUCCACAAGGAACAUCACAAGGAGCUUAUCCUCCAAAGACACGGACGUGAAGGCAUCGAUAACAUGGGAUUUGAUGUCAUUGACCUUCAAGAGUCUGUUGAUGUAACUGAGACGGGUGAUUAACGGUUCGCCUCGAGAAUCAAGGAAACAUCCUGGGAAAGUUAGAAGACACAUACAAGAGAGAGUGGAAGAGAAACUAGACAGACUUUUAAGGUAUUAUAUGCGUUUCUGACAAUAAUGUUGCUAACCUUGUUUUGAUUACAUUGUAAUAAAGCUUUAUUUCACUAUAUUAGUGACAACAUUGCAUUGACUUCCACUGAUUUUAUAUAAGGUUAAUGAUAUUGCCUAACCCGAUACCGGCCUACACAGUCUGUUUGUGGUCAGUGUUUUUGAAAGAGGCUUUUUAUGUUCAGUAGGGUAAGAUGUUUUUAUUUGAUCAAAAAUACAGUAUUAUUGUAAUAUAUUACCAUUUAAAUAACCCAUUUUUUAAUUCUCAUCCUCUCCUUGCAUUUUGUAACAAUUCCUUCCCUCGCAGGUCAAAAUGACCCGUAGCCCUAAAUUAUACUUUUUUUCCCCCCUUUUUUUCAGAAAGCUUAUAUCAUUUCAUUUUUAU
Molecule: messenger RNA, 2351 nt
Organism: Pimephales promelas (fathead minnow)
Lineage: Eukaryota; Metazoa; Chordata; Actinopteri; Cypriniformes; Leuciscidae
Gene: kcnj1b
Product: potassium inwardly rectifying channel subfamily J member 1b
Biological process (GO): potassium ion import across plasma membrane; regulation of monoatomic ion transmembrane transport
Cellular component (GO): plasma membrane
Molecular function (GO): ATP-activated inward rectifier potassium channel activity
Source: RefSeq, a predicted model, not a curated record